Pelobates fuscus (common spadefoot toad) is the source of this 1057-nucleotide messenger RNA. RefSeq names its product UTP23 small subunit processome component (gene UTP23). The coding region runs from base 148 to 870 and encodes 240 amino acids. Gene Ontology annotation, molecular function: small ribosomal subunit rRNA binding. Lineage: Eukaryota; Metazoa; Chordata; Amphibia; Anura; Pelobatidae. Gene Ontology annotation, cellular component: small-subunit processome; nucleolus. The record is from RefSeq and is a predicted model, not a curated record. The transcript is spliced from 3 exons.
CCUCCCAGGGCUGACCAUCAUAGACCAGCCAGGCGCUCGAUCACGUGACGUCAUUGCCAGGCGACACAGCGAGGGCACCACGCGCUACCGGAGCCCCGUUACGUCACGUGUUCCCGGUGACCGCCCCCCCCAGCCGCCGCCGCCGCCAUGAAGAUCAAGCGUCAGAAAACCGCCAAGAAAACGCUGACCUUCUACAAGUACAACUUCGGGCUCCGGCAGCCGUACCAGGUGCUGCUGGACGGCACCUUCUGUCAGGCGGCUCUGAAGAACAAGAUCCAGAUCAAGGAGCAGCUGCCCAAAUACCUGAUGGGAGAGGUGCAGCUCUGCACCACCCGCUGCGUUCUAAAGGAACUGGAAUCCUUGGGGAAGGAACUGUACGGCGCUAAAUUAAUCGCCCAAAGAUUUCAAGUGAGGAGUUGUUCUCAUUUCAAGGAUCCUGUCAGUGGCUCAGCAUGCCUUUUAUCCCUGACGGCAGACAGCAACCCGCACCAUUAUUUCAUUGCCACGCAGGAUCAGGAAUUGUUGACAAAAUUAAAGAAAAAGGCUGGUGUCCCCUUGAUGUUCAUUAUUCAAAACACCAUAGUACUGGACAAGCCAUCUCCUAAAUCUCUGGCACAUGUUCAGACUGCCCAGACCAGCCAGUUAGUACCGGUACACCAAAAGAAAAAUAUAGAGCACCUCAAAGAAGAACAGGGGGUGGCAAAGGAUUCUGAACGCAGAGGGAAAAAACGAAAACGCGUAACUGGUCCUAACCCUCUAAGCUGCAUGAAAAAAAAGAAACAAAUUGCACGGCCGCCUACAGCGCCCGCUCCGGGACAAUCCAAAAGAAAGAGGAAAAGAAAGCGAAACAAGCCAGCAGGGACAGAUUAAAUAUAUCACAAGGCCUAAUGAUAUUUUUAUAUUAAAAAGAGACUGUUAUAUUUUUUUCUCCAGGCUAAUGGACACGUUGAUACAUCUAUGUGAAUAGGCACAGUUAUUACUAUUUAAACUUUUUAUUCUUUUUUUUUUUUCAAGGAAUGACCUGUCACAUCAAAUAAAAUAACAUUUCUUUAUUGUG